AAUGUGUUUGUAAACUUCGAAGGAUUCGAAGCGUGUGGAAUGUUACCAGUUGUGAUAAAAUCCUUUUUACGUUUCGGUUUGGCCAUUUAUGUACUAAUAUAGAGCUGUGAAUAUCAUUCUAUCAUACAGUACAUACAUUUAUGAUUUAAUAAUACUGUAGAGCGAGUGAUAACCACAAACUGCCAUAAUGUCCAGCAUCUGCAGCUACAAAAAUAUUGUGUUCCUCAUUGGUUUUCUGAUAGGCAUGAACAUAGCGUUUUCACUAAUAAAAAUGGAAGAGGAUUAUACCAUAAACAGUUUUUCACUUAGUCUAACUGUUAUUCAUCCGUACAAAAACUGGUUCAGCAAGAAGUUUUUAUCUCGAUUUUCAAUAGAUUAUGAUGAAAUUAGUUACGGAAAAGAGACAAAAGUGUCAGAAGCAGAGUAUCUUAAUAAGGAAGUGUCCAUAAUAUGUGCUGUUUUUAUGAAGAAAGUGCAAAAUGCAAAAGCUUUGCAGGACACAUGGGGUAAAAAGUGUAACCGCUUAAUAUUUUUCAGUACUCGGGAAUUUAGUGAUUUUCCAGUUGUACAAUUCAAGCCUAAAAAUUCAUGGCACUUUUUAUGUGACUGCAUUCGGCACAUAUGGAAAAAUUAUGGCAAUCAAAUGCAGUGGGUUCUCUUUGUUCCUGAUGACAUGUUUGUCAUACCAGAAAACUUGAGAUACUACGUGGCUCCACUUGACUACAGAAACCCCCAUUAUUUGGGCCAUGCUUUGACAUUUUGGGGCCAGUUGUACAAUAUUGGCCAAGCAGGAUAUGUUGUAAGCAAAGGGGCCUUGAGUGCCCUGGAGUCUAGAUUCAAUACAACAGAAAAAUGUGCCAUGGGAGGCAAAUACUGGAAAAAUGAAGAUUUUUAUUUGGGAAAGCACCUGGGAGAACUUGGAAUAACCCCAGAGGACACAAGAGAUAGCCUAGGGAGAGGAAGAUUCCAUGGUUACAGUUUUAACCAGUUACUGUUCCGAGGGAAGAUCUCAACACUCGGUAGCUAUUGGAAAAGGAGUGUUUUCCCAGUUCAUGAGGGCCGUGAGUGCUGCAGUGACUUGUCUAUAACUUUCCAUGGAAUUGAAGCAGAUAAAAUAUAUCUUUAUGAUUACCUGCUCAACCAUCUGAGAGUCUUCAGACAUGGCGGCCAUCGUGGAAACAUGCCACCUGUACUUAGCACACCAGAAGAAGAAGUUUGGAAAUCCUUUCUAAGGAAGGAAGGCCACCCCGUUGAAAAUGUUUCUGCAGAAGAAUACUUCAAGCUGUGGCAAGACAAAGUAUCUGCACCAGAUGACUUCAACAAGCGCAUCCGUAGUGAACAGAUGUCACAUUUUUUUGAAGGCUUGCUAAGUGCUGCUCAAGGAAAUGAUUCAGUUAAUGAAUAACAUUUGUUUGCAAUAUUAUUGCCCAACACAUCACAGUGUAACUUGUCUGUGAUAAUUAAGUAGUGAUCGGAUGUGUAAUUUUGUAAGAUAAUGACAUGUCUUUUGAGAUGCCUGUUAUGUUUCUCUUCUUACAUGUGUGUUUUUGUUUAGCAGUAGAUAUAAGGGAAGUUCAUGGAAAGAUGUACAUCCAUUUUUUUCAACCUUAGUGUGAUUAAGACAAAAACUGCCGUCUUAAACUUCCAAUUUUGUUAUGUUAGUGAGGCUGUGUGUUAAGAAAGAAAAGAAAAAAUGGCAUACACAAUACUAGACUGCCACUGAUGGAUAUUAAUAACUUUUUAUGGCAGUGACUUGAGAGAGAUGGAUCCUAAAUUCUCCCAGUUUCUAUACUUGUCUCACUUAUUUUAUCUCUUUUGAAGAUACUCCAUAAUUCAUUUUUCAUAUGUACAGUAUAAUGAUGCCAAUAGAACUCUCUCUCUCUCUCUCUCUCUCUCUCUCUCUCUCUCUCUCUCUCUCUCUCCUCUAACUUAGAUGUGAGAGGAAUUGAUGUAUUUUGAUCAAAUGUUUGUGAAAGAUACAAUGAUAGUGCUCAUCAGGAUGACAUCAGUUUUUCCAUGUGUGACUUGCCAGAAUUUUGUUUUGUUAUUAUUUUAUUAACUGUAUCAGUAUUUUGAAUAUUGCUGUGUUGUGAACAAUCAAAAGUAAGGUUUGCAUUUCAGUCCUUAUUUUCCAUUAUUAAAUUAGCAAGUCAGAUGGAAACUUGAACCCAUGGUGUGCUUCGGUUUUCAGACACUUCAAUAAUGAUCUAAACUGUACCGGAUCUGAAGUAACAAAUAUUAGCAGUACAAAAAUAAUGUCUCUUGAGGUCCAGUGCAGUCAUCUGAUGAAUCAGAAGUAUCUGACCUAUUCACUUUCUCUUUUCUCCACAAGUGUGUCCGAACGUUGCAUACAAAGCUUUUCUCAAUUGAUACAAAUGCACUUACAAAAAUUAUUUUCAUGAUUUUGAAUGUCUUAAAAAAACGUGAUGGGGAUCUUUUACAACCUACUUUACCACUUAACAGUAAGAACAAAAAGUUUUUCCAAAUGGUUUGGGAGCUGUGUGCCUUAAAAAGAUGCUGAAGGAAGGAUCAUAAGCAGCAUCCUUAAGGUAAGGGAAGCCCAGGCAUAGACAACUAUAUCAGAGCACUGUAAGAUCAUAUUGGGAAAUAACUGUCACCAGUAAUUCUGACUUCCCGUUUUACAUUCCAAUCUCCACUCUCCACCACAUUCCCUUUUUUCAGUGUGUGUGUGUGUGUGUGUGUGUGUGUGUGUGUGUGUGUGUGUAGAAGAGAGAGAGAAGAAUGAAUUAUCAUUUGGCUGUGCUGGCAGAGGCAAAUUUAUAUAGUUUUAGUGUUGUGGUUGUGAAGCCCACGUCCGUCCACUAUUGACUUGCUCAGUAUUAUAAGUGCCUUGUAGAUGUUAGCAUUUUAAUAAUAGUACAUCCAGUUUAAACUAUUUUUAUGUAAAAUUCUGAAAUGUUACUGUUAUGUGUUUUAAAACAUUUUCUGUUAUUUUUGAUUUGAAACAACUCAUUUCUGAUCAGUAUUACUUACACAGCUAUAUAUAUAUAUAUAUAUAUAUAUGUUCAAGCACACUUUUUUAAAGAAAUGUUUCCUAUACAGAACUUAUAUUUUUUUAGUAUGCUAAAAGCAAAUUUUGUAAACUGUAUGUAAAAUAUUUAUUUUAUGCAAUAACAGCUCUCUUCUCAAACAUUUUAAUUGUCAUGGUGCUUUGUAUACUAAGAAUGCCAUAAAGAAAAUGUUACUUUACCAUUAGAGCAUUGUUGUGAAAAGAUGCACUGAUGCAGUAUGUUCACAGAGAUUGACAACAGAAGUGUGAGACCACCACUUGUAAGAAAUCUUUACAUUAUUUUUUUUUUUUAAAAAAGUAGUACAGACUCAGUGAAAUGUUAAAUUAUGGAAUUGGUGAACAGUCAGUACCCUUUUAAGCAGCCGCUAAAUGAUCAAAUUCCUGGCCACAUAAUGAGGAAACUGCUGCCUUCAGUAAGCAGUAGCUGAUUUCAUUACUAUUUAUAUAGUAAUUUAGUAUCAUGAAAUAUUUUCAAUAAAAGUGUCCAUAAUCUAAAUGGCAAACAGUAAUAAACUGGCUGUCCAUCUUAAUAACAUAUUUAAGCAUUGAGCAUAAAUAAGAGGUUAUUUCUUCCACACCCCUAACCACCCAUUGUGGUUUGAGUACUCACAUCUGUUUUAACAUUUUGAUAGUAACAAAAUUAUUUUUUUCUGUCAGAAUAUUUCUGAAAAGGACACUUCUGUUUCAUUCAUAUUUUAUUGGAAAAAUGUAGCCCAUUCUGUGUUCAGUUCAUGUAGAGAGCUCUUCACUUUAUUUCCAAUCAGAAAAUCAACCAUGAAUACUGAAUUUUGUGUGCAUAGCAAAUGAUUUUUAUAUUAUAACUUAUGCAGAAAUUCUCUUAACAUUUAAUUAUUAAUCUACAUUCCAAUCAGUUUAUUUUUGUAAUACAUUGUACUGAAAAGCUUUACUGUACUCUGCAAUUGUAUCAAACUAUGUAAAUGAAGAAAUUCCUGUGGGAACUUAAUUUUAUAGAUGCUCAUGACUGGGAAUUAAAUAUUAUGAAGCAGAAUGUUGAAGCAAUAUGGGAAGGAACAAAAACUUGUGAAGUCUGUUUGAAUGAAAAGUUUCUGUUUCUUUUCUUGUUUAACAGUUUAGAAAGGUGUAACUCUCUUAAAUAAAACAAUUGUCAAUGGUUUUGGAAAUCUGUAAUUAUUUUGACUAUAGGAAAAAAUAUGUUUAUAAAAGGCAGUAAAGCUUCAUGCCAGUUUAAGUAAUAGCCAUUUAAUGUGCCCAAUGUAUUUCCUUGCUUCUGAGACUUAAUCUGUACUUAUCAUUAAAAAUUUAUGUACUCUCAAACAUCUCCAUUCACCAAUUACAUAAUAUUAUU
Molecule: messenger RNA, 4358 nt
Organism: Schistocerca nitens (vagrant locust)
Lineage: Eukaryota; Metazoa; Arthropoda; Insecta; Orthoptera; Acrididae
Product: glycoprotein-N-acetylgalactosamine 3-beta-galactosyltransferase 1-like
Exons: 4
Coding region: 188-1405 (405 amino acids)
Molecular function (GO): N-acetylgalactosaminide beta-1,3-galactosyltransferase activity
Source: RefSeq, a predicted model, not a curated record